GUGUCCCGGUUCCGACGGUUCAAAGACGAAAGUAAACAAACCGCUUAGUUUUAUCCUGGUUUUCGCUCUCUCUGAAGGUGGUCCUGGAAUACCUACUGCGCGGAUUCGAAGGGGUGGGAUCAGGACCUCGGAACGUUCGAAGGGGCGGGAUAUGGCAUGGGUUGGUCGCUGAAGGCGGUGGGCUGGUUGCGGCCACAAAGUGCUUACUUGUCCUGCUCUCCUGUUGUCAUGGAGCUCAUUACUAGCAACAUUCAGGUGUUGCUUCAAGCGGCCGACUACUUGGAGCGCAAAGAGAGAGAAGCCGAACACGGGUAUGCUUCUCUCUCACCUUACUACGGGCAAGAUGCUUUACAAUCGCAGAGGAGGCCGAAAACGCGAAAGGCCCUGAGAAACCUCCGAUCUGUACACAAUGAGCUGGAGAAACACAGAAGGGCCCAGCUACGGCAGUGUUUAGAACAGCUGAAGCAGCAGAUUCCCAUGAACGCAGAGCAUUCUCGUUACACAAUGCUUGGUCUACUGCACCGAGCCAGACUGCACAUUAAAAAGCUAGAACAUCAGGAACAGAAAGCUCAGCAAGUGAAAGAGAGGCUACGCUGUGAGCAGCAGAAUCUGCACCAGCGCUUAGAACAGUUACAGGCCCAUUUGAAUAUGGAACAGACACAAGCAGAUAGCCUGGAUUCUCAGUUCUCUGAGCGUUCCGACUCAGAAGAUGCUGAAGUGGAUGUAGAAGGCCUGGCACCUGCCAGCAUUGGAGAAGAUGUCAUGGCUGCCUUCAGUACUCGGCAGGAGCACAGCUAUUCCAAUGUCAGCAACUUCUGGUUAUGGACAGAAGUCCAGUUAGGAGGGCAGCUUUCAUCUAGACAAGCUUCAAGCCUUUCAGCGAUUGCUUCAUAGCAGGGUAACUAAUACAUGGCUUAUAAGACUUGUUUUCUGUAAGUAAAGAGGAACCUUUCUUACUGCAAAGGACAAUGCAUCUCCUGCUCAUCAGACUAAAUCUUGCACCUCCUUCUUCAUAAAACCAACUAGGGUAAUUGCCAAGAGACUUAAAUAGAAGCUGGCUAACUUUCCUUGGUAACAUGUGGCAGGAGGAAGAAGAGCGAGGUUUCAAAGCAUUUGACCUGCACCUGGUAUCCUGGAAUGCAGAAUGUGUAGGUGCAUCUUACACCCCAUCCUGGUAAAAGUUUAUGGAGCAGACGAGAUCAUUCUGCAGAGACCUGGGCUGGUAAGGACUCUCAAUUAGGCCUAGAAUCGACCAUAGCAUAUUUAUUCCUUCUCAUUUUAAACAAAAGAUACAUUUAGCUCUGAUAUGCUGAGAGGAUUAAAAAAAUCCAUACUAGAAACAGGUAAAUGUUCACUUCUUUUAUAUGAAACGGGUCAUGCUGUUGAAUUGACCAUGGAAUAAUAGUAAAGCUUUGCUUCAAGAGACCUUUUGCAAUUGCAAAAUUUAGGUUUUCAGACCUUCCACUUCCUUUCAAGUGACCCACCCUAAGAUAUACUCAGUGGUGUUUUGAUAAUUAUUGUAAUUUAAGCACAGUAACUUGUAAUGUUUACUAACUAGUAGCUACCAAUCCUCCCUGCUGAGUUCUUAUGCAACUUCAAAGCAAGCCUUUGUAGAUAAGAGUAAGUGUAAACAGGAAGACAAAUCACAAUGCUGAAAAUCAUUGAUUGUGAAAAACAGGUCCUGAUACUGAAAUAAAUUGAAGUCUAUUCUUUUAAUGAUAA
Molecule: messenger RNA, 1722 nt
Organism: Candoia aspera
Lineage: Eukaryota; Metazoa; Chordata; Lepidosauria; Squamata; Candoiidae
Gene: MXD3
Product: MAX dimerization protein 3
Exons: 6
Coding region: 157-894 (245 amino acids)
Biological process (GO): regulation of transcription by RNA polymerase II
Molecular function (GO): DNA-binding transcription factor activity, RNA polymerase II-specific; protein dimerization activity; RNA polymerase II cis-regulatory region sequence-specific DNA binding
Source: RefSeq, a predicted model, not a curated record